AUGGAAACUGAUUCUGAAAACUCUGCUCAUCAAUCAGUCAAUGGAGGUAACUUUGAUCCAUAUUUUGUUGCUAGUUCAGAUAAUCCUACUUCAUCUCUGGUUGCUAGAGCACUAAUAGCUAAGAAUAAAGAAGGUUUCAUUAGUGGUGAGAUCACAAAGCCUGCUGUGAAUCAUAAGGAUUAUCCUAAGUGGAAACGAGCUGAUUUUAUGGUGGUGAGUUGGAUCCUGAGUUCAAUGAAUAGUGAACUUGCUGAUGAUUUUGGAUAUAUAGAUAAUGCUAGAGAAUUGUGGAAAGAAUUAGCUGAAAGAUUUGGUCAAUCUAAUGGACCUCUGAUUUAUCAGUUGAAGAAAGAGAUUGUCAAUCUUAAUCAAGAAAAUUUGACUAUAGUCACAUAUUAUGGGAAGCUAAAGAAACUGUGGGAUGAAAUGCAGAAUCUGAGAGUUUUUCCUACUUGUAUUUGUGGAGCUCUAAAUACUUGCAGUUGUAUGUUCUUGAAGAAAAUUGCUGAGUUUGAAGAAGAAGACAAGAUGAUGAAAUUUCUACUUGGAUUGAAUGGAGGAUAUGAGAACACUGUCACAAAUGUGUUAUCUAUGGAUCCAUUACCAAGUAUCAAUCGAGUUUUUGCUAUUACUCAGCAAAUAGAAAAACAGAAGGAAGUGAAUAAUAUGAUCACUGAAACUAAUGCUCUAAACAGCAGUGCAAUGGCUGCACAAACUCACAAAUCUGCACAGUAUCAGAAGUUUGGUGGUAGUUUUGGAAAGAAAGACUGGAAGGAGUUGAAGAAGGAAAAGAUGUAUAUAGUCUGCACACAUUGCAAAGGAAAAGGUCAUACAGCUGAUCAGUGUUUCAAACUGAUUGGUUAUCCUGAUUGGUAUAAUUCAAUCAAAGCAUCCAAACCUUCACAAGCACAUGGAGACAGACUUGCUGCUAAUGUUUGUUCUUCUGCAAAUGGUGACACUCCCUUGGAUGAUGAUAUUUCUGGAAACACUGGAGGUGUCAGCAAUGAGAUGCUCAAUGCAAUUUGUCAUGAGGUUUUGAAAGCAAUACAGGGUAAACAGAUGCAGAAUGGGGAUGCUAGUGGAGCAAACUGUUCUUAUGCCAAUUAUGCAGGUAUAAUCUCUCAUUCAUUCAACUGCACUGUGAAUAAAUCUCAUGAUAAGUGUCUUUAG
This is a messenger RNA of Spinacia oleracea (spinach), 1170 nucleotides long. RefSeq lists its product as uncharacterized. The record is from RefSeq and is a predicted model, not a curated record. The coding region runs from base 1 to 1170 and encodes 389 amino acids. Lineage: Eukaryota; Viridiplantae; Streptophyta; Magnoliopsida; Caryophyllales; Amaranthaceae. The transcript has 2 exons.